AUGGGCACUGCUGGCAGCUCUCAUGUCAUGUAUAAACGUAGAGUGAUGGGCACUGCUAGCAGCUCUCAUGUCAUGUAUAAACGUAGAGUGAUGGGCACUGCUAGCAGCUCUCAUGUCAUGUAUAAACGUAUCACGAUGGGCACUGCUAGCAGCUCUCAUGUCAUGUAUAAACGUAGAGUGAUGGGCACUGCUAGCAGCUCUCAGGUCAUCUAUAAACGUAUCACGAUGGGCACUGCUAGCAGCUCUCAUGUCAUGUAUAAACGUAGAGUGAUGGGCACUGCUAGCAGCUCUCAUGUCAUGUAUAAACGUAGAGUGAUGGGCACUGCUAGCAGCUCUCAUGUCAUGUAUAAAAGUGGCUAG
Molecule: messenger RNA, 360 nt
Organism: Candidula unifasciata
Lineage: Eukaryota; Metazoa; Mollusca; Gastropoda; Stylommatophora; Geomitridae
Source: the annotation of a GenBank genome assembly